AUGAAUAACUCCAUUCGGUUCUUCUUGCCUCCAAUGGCGUUCUGCUUAAAGCUCCUCAUCUUAGUUUCGCUGGCCUUGCCACUGCACGCGCAAUCAAUCCCGAAAUGUUCUAAACCUAUAGUCCGAAAGGAGUGGCGCACUCUCAGUGUCACGGAGAGACUGUCAUAUAUCUCGGCUGUGCAAUGCCUCCUCGAGAAACCAGCUAUCACUCCCAAGUCUGAUAUGCCGGGCGCGACGAACAGGUUCGAGGACUUUCUGGGAACGCACAUUACUCAGACGGAGGACGUUCAUUUUGCGGGCGUUUUUUAUCCGUGGCACCGCCUUCUUCUCCAUGCGUACGAGAGCGAGCUUCAAGCAUGCGGCUACAAGGGAGCCCAACCAUAUUGGGACUGGACUCUUGACACAAGCUCCCCAGAGGCCUUUUUCAACUCGCCCAUUUUCGAUGCCAAGACCGGUUUCGGCGGCAAUGGCGACUGGAUACCAGGAAACUCUACCCAUCCCAUGGACGGCAUGUUCGUCACUUCCGGUGGCAUCGAUAUCCCGGAUCGAACUGGAGGUGGCUGUGUCCCAAAUGGACCGUUCAAAGAUAUGGUGAUCCAUCUAGGUCCAAAUGACAGCGUUGCGUAUAACCCGCAUUGUGUCCGACGAGACUUUUCUCCUUCGUUCUUCAACUUGUCUUCAAUGGAUAAUGUGCAAGAUGGAAUGGCGGCCACUGAUUUUGGAACUUUCGGUCGCACGACGGAGCUCACUUUUCAUGGAGGUGGACAUCUGGGCGUCGGAGGCUUGUAUGGCACCAUCACCGACGCUUAUGCGAGCCCUGGUGAUCCGAUUUUUUACCUCCAUCAUGCCAAUAUGGAUCGGGCUUGGUGGUCUUGGCAAACAAGAGACUUGAAGAAGAGGUUGGAGGAUAUAUCAGGCCCGCUUGUGCGAUUCGACUACGACAAUAAGGUCGCGGGGAAUGCCACGCUCGACACUCUGAUACACGUUGGUGCGACAGUCAACAUCACUACCACGGUUAGAGACGUAAUGAACAUCAAAGGAGGUCGGCUCUGUUACACCUACGACAAGGUCUAUUAA
Clonostachys solani is the source of this 1077-nucleotide messenger RNA. The record is from the annotation of a GenBank genome assembly. NCBI's taxonomy places the organism in Eukaryota, Fungi, Ascomycota, Sordariomycetes, Hypocreales, Bionectriaceae.